AUGAGUCUAAUAAGUCCACUGAGUAGAGUGGUAAGAGCGCGAAUUGUGUCGAUUAUGUCCUUUUUUAGCUCGACGAUAUUUCCACUGUUAACUCAAACGGACUUUGAAAAUGUCAUGCAAGUGUACCAGAGCUUUUUGGAGUUACUUAAGAACUACGGACUUAAGAAACAAGCAUUACAAUUAAAAUAUAAAGAAAAAGAAAUCGUCACGUUUUCACAAAGCGUCAGUUUUGAGAUCGAUUUGAUGCCUUUGGAAUAUUUGAUCUCAGACUGCCCAAUCGACUUUUUAACUCUACCGCCUGUCAUAUUUGCUAAACAAGUCACGCUGCUCCAGUCCGAAGUAUUUAAAUCAGUCAACGUGUUUGAACUGUUUUUGUGGAAUCAGAAGAACUCAAAGAGUCAAUGCAGUAACUUGGCGCUUUGCGUCACGUUUUUCAAUGAACUUCAAAACUACUUUGCGACACUCAUUCUGAAGACGAGAAGUGUCCAAACAAGAGCAAAACACAUCAAACACAUCAUUUUAAUCGCUAACGAAUUUUUGCAACUACAGAACUUUGACGGACUGAUAUGUAUCUUGACAUUACUUUCAAGUUCGGCCAUUUCAAGACUUUCAAAAUCGUUUGAAAUGGUCGACCAAAAGACGAAAAUUAUUUUCACGUCACUCCAACAAUUUGCAUCACCAGAAAACAACUGGGAGUUUUAUAGAGUAACCCUCGAUAGGGCUUCCCAUUCCCCAUGUACUCCAUAUAUUGGACUCUUUCUAAGUGAUUUACUCUUUACAGAAGGAGGCUUUGUGACACAGUUUGAGGACCAAAAGAUCAAUUUUGUGAAGUGUCAAAAGAUGAGUGAAGUUGCCGAGAAGGUGAUGGUUUUGAAGCAGCGGAAUUAUCAGUUCCAAAAGAUUGAAAAGGUUGAGGUAUUCAUUCGAAGAUGUUUAAAACAAGAGACGAUACCCGAACAACAACGUUUUGAAAUUUCUAAAACACUGGAACAGCCGAAAGGAAGAGAAAAGUUCUUUGUGGCGAAUGCAGAUGACGACUCUAAAGACAAAACUGUAUUAGAAAUUGUAAAAGAAGGAACUACAGUGAAAUACGUGAUGAAUCAAGAAAUGACACUUCACGAUUUUUAUAUGGAGGCGAUGCACACGACAGAAGACAAUAUAUCGAAUGAAGUCUUUGGGUCAAUCAAAAGAGGAGUAGUCUCUGUUUUGAAGAAAGAUAAGAAGAUCAGUGAGUUGCAUGAUGAAUUAGUCAUCAUGUGGAGACCGACUACGAUUGUGUGUUUUCAAUUCAACGACGCGUUGUAUGACCUCUUUUUGGAUCCUUCGAAACACAUGAGUGAUAUCAUAGAAGUGUUGAAAAAAGCACUUGGCAUUGAAGACCGAGUAAUGUGUUUUGUGAGAAACGAAGAGCGCAUUUUGCGGGUGUUAGAUCAGAAGUGCGAGACUUUAGACAAACUGAAUGAAAAAGAGGUGGUCCUCUUGUUACCGUUUUCUAAAUUUAGCACAUGUGUAGAUGACAGUCUGUUGUGUUCGUCAUAUUUUGAUCGAUAUGAGUUGACGUGUGAAGGAGAACCCCUCACUUUUGUUCAUGUGGAACCUUUUGUGAUCUUUCGAAGGAAAAGUAGAACUAUUGUGGCUCCUAAAGAAAAUAUUCAAGUCAUUUUUGAUUCCACAGAAAAGGCGUUGUUAAUAGUUUUAGAGUCAACAGAAUACACUAAAGAAAACCCAUUGAGGGCUAAAGGCGAUUUACCUAUUUUACAACGAAUAGUCACAGAAUAUCAUACCCCAUGGGGACUUUGUGGAAUUGAUCUUGAUAAACUCCCAGUAAACGCUUUUGGCGUCUCCCCACUCUUCUUUAAAAUUUGUAACUUUUUGUACCUCCACUUCAACUUCAAAAAUGAAAAUUUCUUUACAAACCAAAACUUACGAAAAGCACAAGAAAAUUUAAUACAAAUAGAAUUUGGGGAGGAAAUCGAUUUGAGUCAAAAAACAUCACCUGAAAUAGUGGGAAUGCUCUUCUUGUUCUUGUCAUCACUCACUAGACCACUCUUUGGCUAUUUAGUCGGUGAUUUGGCGUAUAUGAAAAACAUCAUUUUUUCUGAUGAAAACAUUGAAGUGAUCGCAAAAAAGUUAUUGAAAAGUGUUGAAAAGACUCCUUCACAAAAUGUUAUACAACUGUUAUUGCUCUUGUUUAAUGAAUGGUACCAAUACAAUCCAAAUAAGCUGCAAUACUUAAUGCACUUUGGCCCGUUUUUCUGUGACGGGAUCUCCCCCACGGCUCAAGGCUUUUUAUUAAAAUAUUUAAUAAUCAAUUACCAUAAGUUCUUAUUUAAGAAUGAAACGUUUAGUACCAAGCAAAGCAUGACAGACAAACGGACGAAACAACUGAUUUCUAUCGACCAAAUUGUGAGGUCGGUCUUCACUCAUUUCAAUUUUCCAAGUCUUAAAGCAAUUCAUGUCUCUUUGAGAAAGAGCAACGGGACUAACGCAUUUUUGGCACAACGAAAAAGUGACCACUCGAAAGAUUUGCGCCCAAGAACUACUCUGGCCACAGAAUGUACGCGUGCAGUCCACUCGGAAACACCAAGUAAUAACUCCCCAGUCAUUAACAACACACUCGAACCACCACAAAAAUCGUUGAGUCUGAAAUUGACAAUUCCAUCGGCUUAUGGAAGACCAAAAACUCAACUCUCGUCUACCCCAAAACAACGAGGAUGUUCGUUGACUAAUUCUUGGUUUGUCAAAAAACAGGAUUUUUAA
Entamoeba invadens IP1 is the source of this 2760-nucleotide messenger RNA. Its product is annotated as guanine nucleotide exchange factor, putative. The record is from RefSeq and is a predicted model, not a curated record. NCBI's taxonomy places the organism in Eukaryota, Evosea, Mastigamoebida, Endamoebidae. Gene Ontology annotation, molecular function: guanyl-nucleotide exchange factor activity. Gene Ontology annotation, cellular component: plasma membrane. The transcript has 2 exons. Gene Ontology annotation, biological process: Ras protein signal transduction; positive regulation of GTPase activity. Bases 1 to 2760 code for a protein of 919 amino acids.